Acanthopagrus latus (yellowfin seabream) is the source of this 1871-nucleotide messenger RNA. RefSeq names its product guanine nucleotide-binding protein G(I)/G(S)/G(O) subunit gamma-2. The record is from RefSeq and is a predicted model, not a curated record. Gene Ontology annotation, biological process: G protein-coupled receptor signaling pathway. Gene Ontology annotation, cellular component: heterotrimeric G-protein complex. The coding region runs from base 645 to 860 and encodes 71 amino acids. NCBI's taxonomy places the organism in Eukaryota, Metazoa, Chordata, Actinopteri, Spariformes, Sparidae. Gene Ontology annotation, molecular function: G-protein beta-subunit binding. The transcript is spliced from 5 exons.
UGAUUGUUUCUGUUUGUUUCUGUGGUAUCUACGGUGAAACCACUCUUGCCUGUCUCAUUCCUGAACCCUCCUCAUCCUUCUCAGCUCCAGCUCCACAGCCACACUCCCACCUCUGCCUCCAGACAAACCAGUCUGUGGAUCCCUCUUGCCUUCAGCUCGGCCCUACCUACUGGUACCGAGUGCCCCAGCUUCAGCACCUGAGUCUGAGCCCCUAUCAGCUAUCAACUCUCUGUUUUCAUUUUGCUUCAGCCAUCGGGUUCCCUGAUACAAAACAUCUCUGCCUGGAUGUUCCACGAUAAAGUUGGGAGGACGAGGCAGACAAGACAAAGUGUACUAAAAACAAUUCAAAGUCACAAAUCAGUCCAGAGCCUGAGCCACACUUCCUGUUGGAGCAGUGUUUGAAGGCUGCAUCACUGAGCUGCUGCACACAAGUGUGUCCGUGCAGACUGCAUCUAUUAGUUUAACUGGACAGAAAGAGAGGCGAACGCGUGGAUACUACUCCACAGGACUGGAUGUGUUUGGCCUCACAGACACAAACAAAAAGAGAAGAGCUGGGCGGACGUGAACUGCUGGCAGACACCAGGGCAGAGUGCGGAGGAGUAAGCAGACAAGGCACGGCACACGAGACCUGACUGACGGCGCCGAUGGCGAGCAAUAACACGGCCAGCAUCGCACAAGCCAGGAAACUGGUGGAGCAGCUGAAGAUGGAGGCUAACAUUGACAGGAUAAAGGUGUCAAAAGCAGCAGCAGACUUAAUGUCAUACUGCGAAGCUCAUGCCAAAGAGGACCCUCUGUUAUCGCCGGUGCCGGCCUCAGAGAACCCGUUCAGGGAGAAGAAGUUCUUCUGUGCCAUCCUGUAAACCCGGCAUGGCCCUUCAGCAGUCUGCUCAGUGUGGGACUUUGAACGCGGACGUUCAAAAUACGUAGAAAUCUUCUAGUCGGAGGGCACGGCGAUUAUUGCCCCCUUUCUUGAGCGGCACCUUAAGAGUGCGAAAAAUUAAAAACCCACAGAGUUUACAUGUAACCGUGAAAAGGGGUUGUGAUUGGUUUUUUGUUGAAGGGUGUUGCAGCAUGUUGAAGGGAUCUGUGCUUUUUAGAUGACACAAAAAGGGAUGAUGAGGAGGAGGAGGAGGAGGAGGAGGAAGAUAACCCAGAGACAUGAUGGACACCCAGUCAACCCACCAAGUCUUCAGGUUGUGAUGUGUACAAAACAAAAAAACAAAAAAAAUAAGAUAAAAUGAGAAUUUAAAAAAUAUUUUGUGGUUCUGUUGGGACUUCCAGAUGUUCUGUUAAAUGGUUCGUGGGUCGGUCGAGCGAUCGUAGGACAGCAAACAAAAAUGCGCCACCUGAUUAUUGGAAUGUUUUUUUUUUUUAAGUUGUUGUUUAUUUUACGUUUAUUUCAGCUCUACUUACCACCUAGAUAUCUUUCUAUACCUGUACGUGCUUACUGAAACAGUUCUGUUCACUCUUUUCUUACAACGGGUUAGUGAAAGCUUUUUUAAACGGGAUGUUUGACACAUUCGACUCUGUGACUCUCUUUAAGAAAAAAACAAAACAAAAAACACCUGUCUGAAAAGAAUCAGUCUCUGUGUAUCGACAACCUAUCUGGCAAAUGUGAUGCAGUUUGUCUCCUUCAGAUACAAACCCCUCUUUCUACUAUUUGUACAAAAUGACUAGCAAGUAAACUGUGCUGUGCUGUGAGUUCUGGAUGUUUUUGUGUUUGUAUCAUUAACUAUUGCAUGAAAUGGAACAAGCAAGUUCUUCUCUAUUUCCUUUAAUGUGGAAUUUGUAUGGAACAAAGGGGGGGCGGCUCCUCCGUCUGGAAGUGCCGGAACAUAUUAAAAAACAAGAGUGAUUCAUCACGGACUCAA